GCAAAUUGGGGCCCACUAGUCAAAUAACGUUGGAAACAGCCCGUUCCACAUCAUUUAGUCAGUUUCAUGCAGAGUACCUCCCGGGCCACUGCUGAAGUCUAUAAAGAUCCAUCCAACCGCACGAACAAUCUUCAAUCCAGCAGCUCAUCCAUCUAUUCUAGACGUGCCAAAAACGACGAACCUUUCUCUGACCAUGAAGACCACCCAGAUCCUCUCCGUGGCCGCGGCCAUGGCCGGUCCGAUUGCUGCGCAGGAAACCUGCGAGCAGUACGGCACCGUCACCCAAGGCCCCUACAUCAUCAACAACAACAUGUGGGGAAUGGACUCGGGAAGCGGCUCCCAGUGCACAACCCUCGACAGCGCCUCGGACGCCGGUGUCGCCUGGCACACCACUUGGACCUGGUCCGGCACCGAGAACUCCGUCAAGGCCUACCCUUACUCGGGCGUGGAGUUCGAAAAAAAGCUGAUCAGCGAUAUCACGAAGAUCCCUUCGGCUGUGGAGUGGAGCUACGACAACACUGAUAUCCGCGCUAACGUCGCCUACGAUCUCUUCACUGCUGCGGACAUUGACCACGCCACGUCCAGUGGUGACUACGAGUUGAUGAUCUGGCUCGGCCGGUACGGCGAGGUCGGUCCCAUCGGCUCACAGAUCGACAGUGCCGACGUCGGCGGCAAGACCUGGGACGUCUACAACGGCCCCAACGGCGACAUGAACGUGUACAGCUUUGUUGCCGCGGAGCCGAUCACAUCCCUCGAGACAGACGUCAAGGAGUUCUUCACCUAUCUGACCGAGAAUCAGUCCUACCCCGCGGACAAGCAAUACCUCAUCACGUUGCAAUUCGGCACUGAGCCCUUCACUGGUGGAGAGGCGACCCUCACUGUUAAGAACUGGUCUGGUAGUGUGGCUUAGUGGUUUCAUUUUCAUAGACUUUGAAAUGGUCUGGAUUGUGGAUGGCAGAGGAGAAUUUUUUAAAGACCGUAAAGAAGUUUUUAGUAUUCAUUUCAUCACCAUGCUGCGGUUGUCU
This is a messenger RNA of Aspergillus candidus, 1025 nucleotides long. Its product is annotated as glycoside hydrolase family 12 protein. Gene Ontology annotation, molecular function: cellulase activity. The transcript has 3 exons. Bases 194 to 910 code for a protein of 238 amino acids. Gene Ontology annotation, biological process: polysaccharide catabolic process. NCBI's taxonomy places the organism in Eukaryota, Fungi, Ascomycota, Eurotiomycetes, Eurotiales, Aspergillaceae. The record is from RefSeq and is a predicted model, not a curated record.